AUGGAGAGAUGCCGUGAUCUAAUCCCGAAUUGUUCGACCCGAGAGGCCAGCGAAGGCCUCACCCUCCGAGUGGCCGAAGCCUUGGCGAGACAUGUGGAGGAGAUACAUGACAAAAGGGUGGCGGCUGAUGUCGACCUGGUGGCCAGUGCUCUGGUUGCCCACCUGGAAGGCGUCACUGCGCGGCGCGCUGCGGACGCUGUGGCGAAGGCUGAAGAAGCCGGCCGGCAGCCUGAAGAAGCAGGCCCCGACUUGCAGGAGGCCGUCGUCGAAGAGCACGAGGAUGUUGACAGCUUGCACAGCGAUGCAGUGAACAUGGAGACCGUCGCAAGCGUCCUGGCGAGCCUUCUGGGACUGCCUCAAGAUGAGUCUCCUAGAAGUGAGAGCAUCCAAGAGCACGAGGCAGUUGACAGCGAGCACACGGACGACGCAAAUGUCCAGGCGGUGGCGGAAGUGCUGGCCGGUCUCGUCGCCGCAGCUGACCUGGGCUCCUUUGCGGGAGUGCAGGCAGGAAGCUGCGCUCCCCCCGCAGCCCCAGAGAGCUCUCUCAAGACCCAGUGUUUUCGCCUGAAUUCAAGAAGCUUUACGUGA
Molecule: messenger RNA, 588 nt
Organism: Symbiodinium natans
Lineage: Eukaryota; Dinophyceae; Suessiales; Symbiodiniaceae
Source: the annotation of a GenBank genome assembly